GAAAAAACCCAGCAAGUGUCCUGAAACUCGUGAUCGAUUUUUACUGGUCGGUUGCUCUACCUUAGCUCACAAGCCCGAUGCUGGAUAUUGGCCAAAAUGCGAAAGAUAAGAAAGCCCGCGCAAUUCCUUUCCCAACUUGUAUUAAUAUAUAAUACCCCUUUCAAUCGUUUGGAAAACACACGGAACGAGCGAACCCAAAAACAUUUGGCGGCAAAAGCAACACGGAGCCUCAUUGAUCGAACUCCACAGGUUCCAGAUCCUGCAGUCCUAUUGACCAAAAAUAAGCUACCAAGCGAUUAUGAACUCUUGAUAUACUGGGGAAAAAGGAAUGUUCUCAAAGAAAAGGUUACUGAAGAAGAGAAGGUCAAGGUUUUCCCUAAAGCUGAAAAUAAGAAGGGUAUACUAUCAAAUUACGUUGAACAGAGUCUGUUAGGUUUUGGGCUGUCCGGAAUUGCUAUUGCAAUCAGAAUGCACCUUUUUGCUCUGGGACAUUGUAGUUUGCCAUCCUCCUGGCAGCAUCAAACUUACAAUUCAAUGCUUGAAGAGGAACAAGCUUUACAAGCAACAUAUACAACAUCUUGGAGAAUGAAACCUGUUUAUCUUUCUCUGUACAGCUGCCUAAUGAUGAAUUGGAGGCUGAGCCCGAAGGACUCGAGGAAGCUGAGCUGGAGGAACAGCUUUAAACCGUGAGGUUCACGAGCUUGCUGAUUCGCAGGGGGAGAUGGCCCUUCAAAGAGGCAUGGGCGGAUGCAAAUGGAGGUGAGUGUGUGUGGCCGGGCCUAGGCCCACACUCAAAUUUUGGAUGAAUAUAAUGUUUAUUAGAGGAAAUAUAAGGAUUUGCCAUCCAAAACCAAAUUACUCCAGUGAAUAUUAUUGUAUUUAAGAGUUUGUUGCUUUGAAUUCCAUGGACGAACUGAAAUUAACAAAAACAAAUCAUUCACAAUCCUCAUUACCAUUUUAGCAUUACAUUUACAUCACUUUCUUUCUUUCUUUUUCUUGUUAUUCUAUUAUUUAUUUUUUUUAUGUAAUUUUUAUUGUCUUAUUAUGUGUGAAUUGAA
This is a messenger RNA of Striga asiatica, 1058 nucleotides long. The record is from the annotation of a GenBank genome assembly. NCBI's taxonomy places the organism in Eukaryota, Viridiplantae, Streptophyta, Magnoliopsida, Lamiales, Orobanchaceae.